AUGGUCAGCGACGGCUACACCCAGCGCAUGGUCAGUGCAUUCGAAUACGGCGGUUGCUCGGACCGUGCGCUGGAGGCUUGGUUCUUCGAGCUCGACGUGGACUGGGUUCUCCAAAUCCCCGAGGGCGAUGGCUCAUGGCGGCAGCUCCAGCUUCAAGACUUGGUCAAGAAGUGGAUUCGAGCAUUCAUCACAACCGUCGCCAGUAUCAAAGAGGUGGCCAUCAACGUCCACGAGGCGAUGGCGGUCGCACAGUUUGGCAAGGCAAGCAUCGCCAAGAUGCUCGAGCUCGUCUUCAUCGACACCAUCACCCCUGCAAGUAAGGAGGAGAAGCUACGGGCUGCGCUAGACAUGUAUAUAUGCGUCUCGAGUGCAGAACAAAUGUUUUCGCCGGAAGUCCAAGUCAAAUUCAAGGGCUUGAGCAAGAAAAUUUUCAUGGACAUAGGCGGCUCGUUGCCCAGAGAAGUGAAGAGGUUGAGCAAGGCCAUAUACAGCACGGUAAUGGAGGUGAGGGCAUUCGUGGAGGAGGACGACUCGUGGGCCAUCGAGAUACCAAGAGGAAGAGGCGACAUCCACAGGAACACUUGGUUGAUGGUGAAUUGCAUCAAGUCCAUGCAAGAUAAAGCACGGCACCACGAAACCGAAUACCUCCGUGGCCUAAUAGAUGAUUCCGUCCGUUAUCUCAAGGAUCUGCUCUCGAGGAAGUCGGAGCUAUGCGCGGACCAAAGCCUGAGGUACCUGUUCCUGCUCAAUAAUUCCUACUUGGUGGCAAUGAUGGUUGAGCCAUGGUCGCUCAUGGUUGAGUCAUGGUCUAGACACGAGUGGAGACCUGCCCCCGAAUGCCUAAAGUACAUGAAUGAAUAUCUCGAUGUUUCUUGGAGGCAUGUGCAGUCCCACAUGCCGAAAACGGUCUUCAUAGAUGGCUAUCUUGAUGGUUCUCGACGUCGGCUACAUAUGUUGUUCGGCAUGCUUGCACCGCUCCAGCAUCGGAAGAACGCCGCUUCACUGGCAAAAUUCGAGUCCGCGUUUCAGAAAACUUACGCGGCCCAGAAGUUCUGGAAGGUACCGAAUCCUCAGCUCAGAGAUGAGCUGCGGAGAACAAUCAUAGAGAGAGUCGUCUCAGGUUACCGCUGCUGCCUGGAGAAGCAUCCGAAGCUUGAGAAACAGGUUAGGGGCGGAAGCAGCAGCCCCGACGUGUUAGAGGAGAUGCUGGGAGAGCUAUUUGAAGGAUAA
Messenger RNA from Triticum turgidum subsp. durum (durum wheat), 1230 nucleotides. The record is from the annotation of a GenBank genome assembly. NCBI's taxonomy places the organism in Eukaryota, Viridiplantae, Streptophyta, Magnoliopsida, Poales, Poaceae.